UGUAACUUUGUGUCCACUGCAGGCUGCAAGUGUUAUGCUCUACUUUUCUUGCAGCUGCGUUACACUUGCACAUUGUCUUAAGAAGCAUAUCGCAUGGAUCCAAGUAUCGGUUGGAUCCUGCCUGAACAGCACGGACCUGCAGGUGACCUGUGGUCCAGAGUGUGGAUUAAUCAUCAGGGCAUAUGUACAUCUGAUGUACAAGACAGCAACAUCACUUCAACUAUUGGCAUCAAUUGCAGCACAUCAAGUAGUCCCAUUUCAGACCUGAGCAGCUCUGGAAGUGAAGAUCAAUAUAUUGCUAAGGACCCUUUUGAGCCGGAUUGUUCAGUCUCUGAGGCUUCAGAAAUGCCCUCUGUCAAGAAUAACAGUAGUUCUUCCAGCAUAAGCUCAAGUAAAAUUACUUGUUCUGCUACAGAUAAUAAUAUAUCCCAGCCUGCUCCUGAGUACAUUCCUCUUGGCUCUAACUGGGACCAUCCAUCUAGGAAUUAUUCCAAGACCUCCCAGGACUAUUCAUUCAGAAAUGAUAAUAAGAAAACUUCAGACCAAAUCUCCAAUAAAGAUUCCAAGAUAACUCCAGACCAUUCCUCUAAGAAGGACUUCAAGAAUAAUUCAGACCGUAUAUGUGGGACCGAUUCCAAGGCCAGUUCAUCCUGUUCAGUUAAGCCUCAAGACAGUCAUCAAUUUUCAAACGGCGGUGACCAAAGUGUCACUAAUGGAGUGACGUCAACCUCUAAUGGUAACAAUAGCAAUAAUGCAAGUCCAUUCAGUCUAACAUCGAGAUUUAAGCGCAAGAGAGAUAAUAGGGCGUCUACCUUUGAUCUGCAGCAUAAUGCUAGGCCACUAAUUGGCAAGUUUGGAGGUUGUCCAUGGAUCAACCCCAAUAAAAAAUAUGAUCUUGGUGUUGUUGGGUUGCACCAAGAAAUCUGCGAUCUGGCGACAUGGCUGUCCCCCACAAAGGAGGAGCAUCAGAUGAGAGUGUGCGUCGUGCAGAGAAUACAGGACGUCGUCACGGAGCUCUGGCCACAUGCGAACAUGCAGAUCUUUGGCAGCUUCAGGACUGGACUCUACCUUCCCACCAGUGACAUUGAUUUGGUUGUGCUGGGCAAGUGGGACCACCUACCUCUGCGGACACUCGAGAAAGCGUUGUUGGAUCGUAAAAUUGCUCAUCCCGAAUACCUCAAAGUGCUCGACCGUGCGUCUGUCCCUAUCGUGAAGCUGACGGACGUCACAACAGACGUGAAGGUCGACAUUUCGUUCAACAUGAGCAGCGGCGUAAACUCGGCGCGUCUCAUCAAGCAGUACAAGAAGCUGCACCCCGAGCUCUGCAAACUGGUCAUGGUGCUCAAGCAAUUCCUGCUGCAGCGCGACCUCAACGAAGUCUUCACGGGGGGCAUUUCCUCUUACUGCCUUAUUCUUAUGGUUGUCAGUUUCCUUCAGCUGCAUCCUCGCCGAGAAACCUACGCCUGUUCGUCGACUGAGCUCAACCUCGGGGUUUUGCUGCUGGAAUUUUUUGAGCUUUAUGGUCGUCAUUUUAAUUACUUUAAGACUGGCAUCAGAGUGAAGGGCGGCGGGGCAUACAUCUCCAAAGACCAGGUUCAACGUGAGCUUUCAGACGGUCAGCGCCCUAGUUUAUUAUGCAUAGAAGAUCCGUUAAUCCGCGGCAACGACAUCGGACGCUCGUCCUACGGCAUCAUGCAGGUCAAGCAGGCCUUCGAGUAUGCCUACAUCGUCCUAGCUCAAGCCGUGAACCCGCUCAAUACUCUCAUGAACGACCCGAACCGCAACUCCAUCCUGGGACGGGUCGUGAGGAUAACGGACCAAGUGAUCCAGUACCGCCAGUGGAUCAGGGAGAUUUAUUAUCAGCCUGAAGAUGCCAAGGGCUCUGAAGAAAGUAAGGAGUCUCACCCUCUUGAUGACCUCAAACCUAGAGACCAAUCAACACACCCCCUCGACUGUACACUGAAGGUCAAUAAUCGACCUCCAAUUAAUUCCUCCAGCAAGAAACGUUCACAUCGAACAAGAUCGCGGGAAUCGUCUCUGAAGCGUAGCGACGAAUCCAGCAAAACUGGGAGUGAAAAUUUUGUGGAUUUAGUAUCUAGUUCUUCCCCCAUUAAAGUUGUUGCCAGCACCGAGGAAGUAAUAGAAAUAGUAGAUGAUGGUGACAGUGAUGUUGUAGUUGUAUCCGAAAAGGAAUCGAGUGAUAAAGACUCAACUGCGACGUCAGCGGAAAUUUCAGUUUCGGUAAAUUGUGAGGAUUCAAGUUGCUCCAUUGUUGCCGAUGGGGACAAAUCCAGAGCCGCUCAAGGGAGGACUGUUCAGUCAAGCGUUAGACGAUACAAAGUCCAACCUCAAUCGCAGCAUAAUUCUUUAUCAAGUCAUGACCGCGUCAACAGAAGAAAACAGAGCAAAAAGAAGAAUUAAUACGGUAAAUAAAUAGGUGCAUAAUAAUACAUACGACGCCGUGUGUCGUCCAUAUGUAGAAUAGAACCUCCAUUGGUGCUGGACCCAUGAUGUUAGCGAGACGCGAAUGUUUUACUCUUAAAUGUAAAAACUACAAACUUUGAACCUAUGUCAGUAUGAGUUUGAAAUAAAGAGGACUCUAUCCA
Messenger RNA from Hyalella azteca, 2606 nucleotides. RefSeq names its product terminal nucleotidyltransferase 4B. NCBI's taxonomy places the organism in Eukaryota, Metazoa, Arthropoda, Malacostraca, Amphipoda, Hyalellidae. The record is from RefSeq and is a predicted model, not a curated record. Gene Ontology annotation, biological process: RNA 3'-end processing. The transcript has 8 exons. Gene Ontology annotation, cellular component: nucleolus; TRAMP complex. Gene Ontology annotation, molecular function: mRNA binding; poly(A) RNA polymerase activity. The coding region runs from base 94 to 2421 and encodes 775 amino acids.